Messenger RNA from Dermacentor andersoni, 1770 nucleotides. The record is from RefSeq and is a predicted model, not a curated record. NCBI's taxonomy places the organism in Eukaryota, Metazoa, Arthropoda, Arachnida, Ixodida, Ixodidae.
AUGACGUGCUUGCGCCGUUCGUUGCUUCUGCUGGUCUUCUGCUGCUACGUCUCGCAGACGCCUGUCGGAGCCCGCCGUCUGAACCGCUUCGUGCGCCACUUCGAGCCCCUGUCGUACGAGCCGCGACCCGUGCACCGAGGACACGUGCGCGUCAGGCGAUCGCUGGGCGCCAGCCACCCGCAGCAGCAGCAGCAGCAGCCCGAGCACGUCUACGUCCGUUUCCAGGGUUUCAGCAGGUUGUUCCACCUGAAGCUGAAGCCAGACACCUCCGUAUUUAACAAGGACCUCGUCGUCGAAACUGCCAAGCUCGGCCGAGUGAAACCUAACAUCGAUCACAUCUAUAGCGGCGAAGUAGUCGGCGAUCCCUCCAGCCGAGUAUUCGGUGGCCUGCACAACGGCGUGUUCGAAGGGUCCAUCCAGUCCCGCUGGGGCCGCUUCUACGUCGAAGGGGCGCACAAGUUCUUCGCCCGACGCACGCCCUUCCACUCGGUGAUGUACGCCGCUGAGGACGCCAGCGUUCCCCACGAAGGAUGGUGUGGCGUCCGCGGCGAGACGGCGCGUUGGAUGCAGCAGCUAGCCGUCGCCUCGGCGCAGGCGCAGAAACGCGUCGUAAAGGCAAGGCGCCACAGUAGCGGCCACCCGGGCCACUGGAUAGGCCGGCGGCCCCUGGCGCAAGAGCAGAGCGAGGACCACUACAACGAGGAUGCCGACGACGUCGACGACGAUGCGGAGAAGCUGGAGGGAGCCGGUGACGAGGCACGUGGCGCUGCCCGGCACCGUACGUACCGCGUCUGCGGGCUGUACGUCCAGAUAGACCACCUGCUUUACCGGCACUUCAACGAACACGACAACGACCCUGUGCGCACGCGCCAGCGCCUCUCAACCCUCAUCGCGGGUCACGUGGCCCGAGCGUCCGACGUCUACCGGCACACAGACUUCAACGGCGUCGAGGACGUCACCUUCAACGUGCACAAGAUCAAGAUCAACGAUACAAAGAAGUGCCCCAGCGACACAAACCCGUACUGCCUGGAUAACAUGGACCCAAGCUUAUACCUGCUGACGACGGCCAAGUCCGCCAACUACGACGAUUACUGCCUCGCGUACUCGUGGACAUACCGCGACUUCGAUGAUGGCGUCCUCGGCCUGGCCUACGUGGGAAACUCGACGACACACAGUCAAGGGGUCUGCGACAAAAACAGACUGUUACCCGAGGAUCCGACGCGACCUCAGCUCGGCCUGUCGCAUCUCAGCUUGAACACGGGCAUGAUCUCGUUUGUCAACUACAACGCUUACGUGUCCCAGGCGGUCAGCGAGAUGACCUUCUGCCACGAGAUCGGCCACAACUUCGGAUCGCCCCAUGACGAGCCGGACAACAGCGAAUGCGUGCCCGGAAAGAAGCACGGGGGCAACUACAUCAUGUACUUUCAAGCCAGCUCCGGAAUGGACCCCAACAACCGCUUGUUCUCCAAAUGCAGCCGUGGCAACAUCUCCGAAGUCAUCAAGCCCAUGGUUGACGGCACGUCGCCCCGCGAGAACUGCUUCGAAGAGGAGAGCCAGCCAGUCUGCGGCAACGGCAUUGUCGAGGGCAAUGAAGAAUGCGACUGUGGCUACACGGAAACCGAAUGCCUCGAACCAUGCUGCUACGCGCGCCACAACUCUGUCAAGGCCCCAGGAUGCACUCUCAAGCCCGGCAAGCCCUACUGCCGGGCCCUGCUGCGACAAGGAUUGCAUACCAAUGCCAACGUCCAAGGAGUGUGCCGCCGAGACUGA